CCGUACGGUAUGAUUGCCAACUUCGUCAUUCAUGUUAAAUUGUUGUUGCAAUCCAUAUGGAAGUACGGAGUUCAAUUGGAUCAGCGAAUUCCAGAUGAGAUUUUCAAGAAGUGGUUGCUGUGGAAAGAAGAACUUCCAAAAUUAAAUCAGUGUCGUGUGCCAAGAUGUCACAAUAUUUAUUUGUCUGCAGCUACAAAAAUAGUUCUUCACACUUUCGUCGAUGCCAGUGAAGAGGCGUUUAGUGCUGUUACUUAUCUUAGAAUUGAAGUUGGAGAUCAGGUAUCUGUUUCUUUCAUUGCCGGUAAAACAAGGUGCGCUCCUAAGAAACUUAUAUCUAUUCCGAGACUCGAGCUGUCAGCCGCUGUUUUGGGUAUCAGACUUUGCAACACGAUUAUCGAACAUCAUGAUCUGACAUUUGCUGAUAAAAUAUUCUGGAGUGAUUCAAAGACUGUUCUGAAUUGGCUUAAGUCAGAACCCCGUCACCAAAAACAGUUUGUAGGUUUUCGUAUCGCCGAAAUUCUUGAAAGCAGUCAUGUCAAUCAGUGGCGCUGGAUACCGUCAAAACUAAAUCCAGCAGACGAAGCGACACGUUCAAGAUAUCCACCGAAAUACAACCCCGAAAGUAAAUGGCUAAAUGGUCCAUCAAUCCUCGCAUUGCCUGAGGAUUCUUGGCCCUCACGACCCGAGGACAUUGAAAGUUACGUUUGUCAGGAAGAAAUGAAGCUGAAGUUUAUACUCUUUGCUCAAACACAUGUCAAAAGAAGCUAAUAUCGAAAGGAGAACUUUCGGCUUCAGAGUUGGAAAGCGCUGAAAGGGUAUUGGUAUCUGCAGCACAAAAGGAUGUAUAUUUGGAUGACAUGAUAGAGCUGAGUCACGCCCAGUGUGUUACCAAAACAAGCAACCUCUAUAAAUUAACGCCUUUUAUAGACAACGAUGGUCUCCUGCGUAUUUACGGGCGUAUCGAUGCUGCUACUACCAUACCAUAUGCCGCCAGACGCCCUAUUAUUUUGCCAAAGCAACACCAUCUCACAAAAUUAAUAGUAGCACAUUAUCAUUGCCGCCUCCGUCACCAUAAUAACGACACUGUUGUAAACGAAAUUCGACAGAAGUUUUGGGUACCAAAUCUGUGAGUAGCUGUGCAAAAGGCUAAGGCGAAUUGCCUUAUAUGUAAAUUUAGAUCCAUUAUGCCAUUGCCCCCACUGAUGGGGCAGUUACCUGAAGAUCGUCCCACACCUUUCGUAAGGCCAUUUUGGCCCAGUCUACGUUACUAUUGGACGAAGGCGGGAAAAAAGGUGGAUAGCUCUAUUCACGUGCAUGACUGUGCGAGCAGUCCACUUAGAAAUUGCUACCAACCUGUCAACAGAUGCUUGUAUAUUGUGCAUCUGCAAUUUCGUGAAUCGACGUGGGGUUCCAAAGCGCAUAAGAAGCGAUAGGGUUGGGGUCAAAAUUCUGCCGGGGUCAAAAUUCUUUUGUCAAAAUUCUGCUUUCAAAAUCCUGCUUUACAAAAUUCUGCUUUCAAAAUUCUGCUUUUCAAAAUUCUGUUUUUCAAAAUUCUGUUUUUUAAAAUUCUGCUUUUCAAAAUUCUGUUUUUCAAAA
Molecule: messenger RNA, 1596 nt
Organism: Episyrphus balteatus (marmalade hoverfly)
Lineage: Eukaryota; Metazoa; Arthropoda; Insecta; Diptera; Syrphidae
Exons: 2
Coding region: 10-768 (252 amino acids)
Source: RefSeq, a predicted model, not a curated record